UUUUUUUUUGUCACAUUGCCAAGUGAAAACAUUCAGCCUGUUACCUGUUAGCUGUAUGAUGGCGUAUUAGAGCCACUGUACGUAAGAAAAGAAAAUGGAGCUGGGAACUACAUUUGAACCCAGCUAUUCAAUAUUCUGCUGCACACUCACUCAGCAUUUCUAUUAAUGAAUCAAAACUUUGGAAUGCAACUCGCCCUGUGUCACAGGUGAAGUAACAGCAAGCGCCGCCCCUCACCUGACUCACCUGACACAAACCAGGAAACUGUUUGUUGUUCCUCCUCACAAAAGAGAGAUACACAGACUUUAAAACAGAUGAUCAGAUUCACUUUCAGACCAAACUAACAACUUCCUCUGUGAGUCCAGCUGCAGAAGAGAAGAGUGGGAAACUACAGCACUGCUGCUUCAACCUGCUGACACACUGAAGUUUCUCUCGGAGACGAAAUGAAUUUCAGGCCAGAGGAGGGUCUCUGCUGUCUGCUCUGUUGUGACAUCUUCAUAGAUCCUGUUCUUCUGCCCUGCAGCCACAGCUUCUGUAAAGACUGUCUGAAGAGCUGGUGGAGAGAGAAACUGACACGACACUGUCCAGUUUGUAAGAGACGAGCUCCAAAGGCCGUCUUACAGGAGAGAGAGCAGAAAUCUUCACAGACAUUCAAACUUCUCUGUCUUGACCAUCAGCAGUCAGUCAAACCCGUCGAUGAAGUUGCAGAUGAAUACAGGAUGGAACUUCAGGAAACUCUGGAGCCCUUGAAGGAAAAGUUAAGAGUUUUUAGACAAAUUAAAAGGAAGUUUGAUCAAACAGCAGAACACAUUAAGUUCCAGGCCCAAGACAUAGAGAGGCAGAUUAAGGAGCAGUUUAAAAAGCUUCACCAGUUUCUAGAGGAGGAAGAGAAGGUCAGGAUGGCUGCAGUGAGAGAGGAAGAGAAGCAGAAGAGUCGGAUGGUGAUGGGUAAGAUGGAGGCUCUGAGCAGAGAGAUAGCAGCUCUUUCAGACACAGUCAGAGCCACGGAGGAAGAGCUCAGAGCCGAGGACGUCUCAUUCCUGCAGAACUACGAGGCUGCAGAGGAAAGAGUCUGGCGGUUCUCCCUGCUGGAUGAUCCAGAGCUGGUCUCAGGGGUUCUGAUAGACGAGGCCAAACACCUGGGCAACCUGACCUUCAACAUCUGGAACAAGAUGAAGGAUACUAUGGUCUCUUACACGCCUGUGGUUCUGGAUCCAAACACUGCUCAACCAGGACUCAGUCUGUCUGAAGAUCUGUCCCGUGUGAGACGAGGACAGAAACAGCAGCUUCCCGACAAUCCAGAGAGGUUUGAUACUCACUCGUCCGUCCUGGGCUCUGAGGGCUUCGUCUCAGGGACUCACAGCUGGGAUGUGGAGGUUGGAGACAGUACAGACUGCCUGGGCGUGUUAGCAGAGUCUGUCCGUAGGAAGGGAGACAUACUGUCUGGAUUAUGGAUAAUAUGGUUCUGCGGAGGUAAAUACUCAGCAUGGUCACCCUCAGCUCCGGUCACUGAUCUCCCAGUGCAGCAGAAGUUCAAGAGGAUCAGAGUGAAACUGGACUGGGACAGAGGAAAGCUGUCUUUCUCUGAUCCGGAUACGAACACACACAUACACACCUUCACACACACUUUCACUGAGAAGUUGUUUCCAUACAUUGAAACUCUGCAUAAACUCCCAGUGAAGAUCUUACCACUGAAGGUCUCUGUGACAGUGGAACAUGGAUGAUUAAUUUAAUGUUUAUGUCUUAAAGGGAAAUAUAAUAUAUAUGUUAUGUCACGAUAUUUUUAGGCUAAGUCACGAUACACAAUAUAUCUUGAUAUUUUUAAAUCUUCCUGAAAGCACUUCAUAUAUCCACGAUUUAACCCUUUGGCGCAUAAAAUCACAACAGUGUGAUGAUACUCAUCCCUGCAAUGUUUACAUUUAGCUUUUUGUUUUUGUUGAUGCUGUGUCAUGUUUGAGAUCCGAAAAAAACAGAAAUAUUAAUAACUGCAUGUUCGGACAGCUAAUCAUUGUUUAGAUUAAACAAACUUUAUUUAUUUAUUUAUUUAUUUAUCUUAUUCUAGUCCAGACAUGAAAUGUGAUUCAUGUUUAUUUACAGAUAUGAAAUAUAUAUAGAUAUACAGAAUCUACACAUAUGGAAUGAUCCAAAAUAUACUAUAAACAGUUUUCUAUUUGAUGUAACGAAGGCAAGAUAUUUCUGUUGGUAAAACCUUUAAUUCUUUCAUCCACUACAACAACAAGAAAGUUUAUUUCAGUUUAUACAUUUAAAUUGAUCAUAAAUGCUGUUUAUGUCAUGUUUUUCAUGAUGAUAAUGAAAUAUUGUCUUGACUUGGUGUCAUAUUCUGCUUCUCUGCUUAAUGUUAAAGGUCUCCUGCGUCUGUGACAGAAAUGCAAAUAUACAAUAGGCUAGUUCAUAUAAAAAGUGACAAAAGUCUACAGUUUAACCUGCCAGCCAUCUUGUUUUUGUCCGUUUCUGUUGUGUCGUCACCAUCUGUUGGACUGGACCACUGGAGCUGGACA
Molecule: messenger RNA, 2517 nt
Organism: Seriola aureovittata
Lineage: Eukaryota; Metazoa; Chordata; Actinopteri; Carangiformes; Carangidae
Product: E3 ubiquitin-protein ligase TRIM35-like
Exons: 2
Coding region: 442-1722 (426 amino acids)
Molecular function (GO): protein binding; metal ion binding
Source: RefSeq, a predicted model, not a curated record